GUCUUUCCUCACCACGACCUCCAGUGCGAAGCCAUGGCUGGUGUGUCAAGAGAUCCGGAGCAUAGGUUGCGCGUUACUCUCUAUUCGGCGCAUGGCCUCGUCAAACGUGAUCUUUUGGGACUCCCAGACCCAUUCGCAGUCUUGACCUGCGAUGGUGAACAGACCAACAACACCGCCAUCGUCCGAAAAACAUUAUCUCCUGCUUGGAAUGAGCAUUUCGACAUCGUCGCCCGUGAAUCGUCCAUGAUUGCCAUCGAGAUAUUCGACCAUAGAAAAUUCAAGAAACCCAAUCAAGGAUUUCUCGGUGUAAUAAACAUCCCUGCAACCGACGCCAUUACUGCCGCUAAUUCACAAACUGAAUUCAUCACCAGGGAUCUGACCAUGUCGAGCAACAAUUUACCGGUCUAUGGCAAGAUAAUCUUUGGCUUUUCCUACACCAACCAACCCCCUCCUUCGACCGCGCCUGCCAGCUCAGAAGCGUCUUCGUCAACAAUUGCCAGUUCAAGUUACGCUUCUCGACCAGCAUCUACCACCCCAAGCAUUCCUUCCAGCACAUCUUCAUAUGUCCCCCAGUCCAACGUUGAUCGCAGCAGAUCGUUGAAUCCUGUGCCUAGCCUACGUCCAUCGCCUAGUCAAGUUGCUUUGGGGUCUUCACCCUCACAAAGCCAGUUCUCCUCCCGGCCUACCUCUGUCCAGUCAACCAGCACCCAAAGUCGACUUUUAGAUGAUGAUAUGGGUGCCCCCCUACCUCCUGGAUGGGAGCGUCGUAUAGAUGGUCAAAGCCGCACAUAUUACGUCGACCAUAACACCCGCACAACAACAUGGCAUCGGCCGCAGCUUCAACAAACUGUCGCUACUCCUCGAGUUCCCGCACCCCAAAUCGGAUCAGUUCCCGCCCGUACUCCGAGCGCGGUUGCUGCCACGGCGCCUCCGCCCCCUGCGACAAGCAACUACGCCGAUGUUCCAUUACCGAUGGGGUGGGAGGAGCGACGUACCCCAGAGGGCCGUCCUUACUUCGUUGACCACUCAACACGGAGUACUACUUGGGUCGACCCUCGACGAGGUCAACAACCUGCAGCGCCUCCUGCCACGGUCAACAAUCCUAAUCUUGGCCCCCUCCCGUCUGGAUGGGAAAUGCGACUCACAUCAACAGCAAGAGUAUAUUUUGUUGAUCAUAAUACAAAGACCACCACAUGGGACGACCCACGUAUUCCCACUGCGCUCGACGACAGCGCACCCCAGUACAAGAGAGACUAUCGUCGCAAGGUUGUUUACUUCAGGAGUCAACCCAAGAUGCGUGUAUUGAAUGGAAAAUGCGAGAUCAAAGUCCGCCGAGCCCACAUUCUGGAAGACAGUUAUGGGUCGGUGAUGGCUUUGACUUCAGAAGACCUCAAACGACGGCUAAUGGUCAGCUUUGACGGCGAAGAUGGUUUGGACUACGGCGGUGUAGGCAGGGAAUGGUUUUUCCUUCUCAGUCACGAGAUAUUCAAUCCCAGUUACGGACUAUUCGAAUACUCAGCACAUGACAACUACACCCUCCAAAUCAACCCAGCGUCAGGCAUUAAUCCUGACCAUCUAAGCUACUUCAAGUUCAUUGGACGUUGCUUGGGCCUUGCUAUCUUCCACCGACGAUUCCUCGACGCAUACUUUGUUCCAAGCUUUUACAAGAUGAUUCUUGGCAGACCAAUGCUCCUGGGAGACUUGGAGGCUAUAGAUGCAGAUCUGCAUCGAUCUUUGAACUGGAUGCUGGAUAAUGAUAUCACCGAUGUUCUCGAUGAGACAUUUUCCACAACCGAAGAGCGUUUCGGCGAACACGUGACCAUCGAGCUCAAACCAGGCGGUGAAGAUAUGCCAGUAACAGAAGACAACAAGAAGGAAUACGUCGACGCGGUUGUUUCGUAUCGUAUUGCCCGCAGAGUCAAGGCUCAAUUCGAUGCUUUCAUGGAAGGACUGUUGGAGCUUGUUCCAACAGAGCUCAUCAACGUAUUUGACGAACGCGAACUCGAGCUGCUAAUUGGGGGCAUGUCUGAAAUUGACAUGGACGACUGGACCAAAUUCACUGAUUACCGCGGAUACGAGAAGAGCGACAAGGUCAUCGAGUGGUUCUGGCAAUGUGUUCGAUCAUGGCCAAGCGAACGCAAGUCGCGUCUACUGCAAUUCACAACAGGUACAUCGCGGGUACCUGUCAACGGAUUCAAAGAUUUGCAAGGCUCGGAUGGGCCUCGAAGGUUUACGAUCGAACGAAGUGGUGAUCCUCAUGGUUUGCCUCGAAGCCACACUUGUUUCAAUCGUCUCGACCUUCCUCCCUACGAAGAUUAUGAAAGUCUCGAGACCAAAUUAAUCUUUGCCAUCGAGGAGACAGAAGGCUUCGGUCAGGAAUGA
Molecule: messenger RNA, 2382 nt
Organism: Mycena indigotica
Lineage: Eukaryota; Fungi; Basidiomycota; Agaricomycetes; Agaricales; Mycenaceae
Product: E3 ubiquitin-protein ligase
Exons: 10
Coding region: 34-2382 (782 amino acids)
Biological process (GO): ubiquitin-dependent protein catabolic process
Molecular function (GO): ubiquitin protein ligase activity; protein binding
Source: RefSeq, a predicted model, not a curated record